ACUCGCUGUCAACACAGAGAGCCUCAGAGAACUUGCAACACACUUUCUCUCCCUAUUAGUCACCUUCUUUCUCGGCUUGUUUGAAGGCUGAGCUCCACAUCAAGAAUGAUGCGACCGAAAGAUUUACGCCAGGGCUCUGGCACCAAGACCUUCCUAGAUGCCAUGCACGGUGGUAAAGUACACCUGGCACGCUUUAUCCUGGACGCCUUGGACGGACGCAUCAUCAACUCUAAGACAGAAAACAGCCGCACCCCGCUCAUGUACGCUGUUUGCCUGCAAGACCCUGGGACCAGGGCCAAGUUUACCCGUCUGCUGCUGGAAAAAGGGGCAGAUGUCAACUGCCAAGAUGAGGACUGUCGUACGGCCCUGAGCCUUGCCUGUGAAAUGGGUCACCUGGACGUGGUCAAGCUUCUAGUGCAGUUCAAUGCUGACCCGGAUGUCUCUGACGCCUGGGGUAACAGCGCUCUGAUGUAUGCUGCCUAUUCUGGGCACAGCCAGGUUCUGGAGUUCCUGGUCCGGGCUUUCAAAAGAUUGGGACUAAGGCUGGACAGAACCAACAAUGCUGGUCACUCAGCCAUCGAGGUGGCCAACUUCUUCGGACACAACCACUGUGUGCAGAUUCUGAACUUUCCAUGCAGGAGGGGUGCUGGUACAGAUGAUCCUCUCGGUGAUUCGGGUACCACUGGUGAAGGAGAGUGCCGGCUGCCCAACAGGCUCCCCAGACACGUUCUGGAGAGGUUCUCCAAGCAGCUGAAUAACAAUGAAGACCAACUGCCCGGUGUAUUUCAGAGACAGCUGAAGAUUGGAGACAGCAGCAGCAGGCUGUGGAACCGUUUCAGAUGUCCCAGGAGCCAGUCUCAAGAGGACAACCAUCGCCACAGCUGGGCUCUGCCUCCUCAGAUAGAGAAAAGCCAGACUGAGGGGGAUCACAGCGUUCUCUUCACUGCCAAACAACUGCAAAACGUCCACCUUAGAGAGGUAAGAGAGGCUAAAACACUGAACCCUCUGCCUAAACCAAGCCAGAAAGAUGUCAGCCGAGAUAAUGGACUCCAAGAGCAAACACCACUAAGUUUUCCUCUCUGGGGAAAAGCAAAGUCUUUUAACCUGGAUCUCCUGAGCACCAGAAAGCAGUCCUAUCAGGGUGACGUGCGUGACAUGAGCCUGUCAGCCAGCAAAUUAAAGAGAGCCUCGCUACAGGAUGAGAGAUGCCUGAUAGACAAGAUUGAAUGUCAAGGGAACACCCGGGGCCUGACAAACGAUGCUGACAAAACUGUCUCAAUGCCAAAACCUCUUUUAAACGGCAAGAGCCAGCCUGCGAGAGCACUCGAGGAGAAUGUCAAAUCACAGAAAGAAGAGGCAAAUGACAUAGCUUCAUCAAGCAGAAGAGAGCAGAAGAGGGGAAGCUUUGGCCCGACCGGCAGACACAACAAACUGCUGUUUGCCAGAGGGGAGAUAGAGUCGGGGAAGAUCCCAAACCGUACACCGGGAUUCAUGGGUCUGGGGACCAGACUGCUGCGUCGAUUUACUGCACCAGAGUUUAUGAGGAUGGUGAUAGACUGUUCGUCAAGCUCCUCAAAUGGCCGAGGGCGGAUGUCCCGCUCUGAAACCUUCCCUCUCUCUCACACACAUCAGCAGGUCAACAGCCAGCCGAGCGUCGACAGCAUCAGUGGAGUGAAGUGUGAGUUUGAAAGCUGCUCAUCUCAGUCUGCCCUCGAUUAGAAAAAGGACAAUGUCUAGUAACAUAAACGGCUGGUGGGGAAAUUUUUACAGCACUUAAAUUUAUUCUGACAAUGCAGUUUGAUUGCUUGAUGAUAUAUUCUAUUUAUUAAGAGGAAUAAUCUUUUGCUUAUGUUGCAGUUUAUCAGAUUUUUCAAUGUUUAUCAAUAAUAAAAAUUUUAAACAAAAGCUAAUUGUUCAGUUGCAUACAAUUUUGGUAUUCUAUAUUUGAAAUAAUUUAUAAAUGAACAUAAUAUCCAUCUGUGAGCUACUGAAAAUAAUUAUUUUGUUUUACAUUUAAGAUUUAUAUUGUAUGGAAUUAAAUGUAUUUGAUAUUGCUUUUGUGUUUUCAAGAAAAAAAUCUAUGUAUUUUGCUUAAAGAUAUUCAUUAACCGUGCACUGUAUGAUUCAUGCUGAAUACCUAAUAAAUACGU
Messenger RNA from Larimichthys crocea (large yellow croaker), 2150 nucleotides. It is a transcript of the gene ankrd63, whose product is annotated as ankyrin repeat domain 63. Gene Ontology annotation, biological process: regulation of cyclin-dependent protein serine/threonine kinase activity; negative regulation of cell population proliferation; regulation of G1/S transition of mitotic cell cycle. The record is from RefSeq and is a predicted model, not a curated record. Gene Ontology annotation, cellular component: nucleus; cytoplasm. The coding region runs from base 106 to 1719 and encodes 537 amino acids. The transcript has a single exon. Gene Ontology annotation, molecular function: protein kinase binding; cyclin-dependent protein serine/threonine kinase inhibitor activity. NCBI's taxonomy places the organism in Eukaryota, Metazoa, Chordata, Actinopteri, Sciaenidae.